CAGGGCAGCGAGUCCCGGCUAGUGCGCUUCCGAGCCGGCUACCCCGUGGAGCCUCGCCAGGGGAGCAGGCUUCAUGGCGGCGCGGCCGGUGUCCCGGAUGGUGCGGCGAGUCCUCAGGUCCAGCUUUCGGAGCUGCAGCUCGGGGGCCCCGGUGACACAGCCCCGCCCCGGGGAGCCCUCCCAGCAUGCUGCAGAGGAGCUGUCCAGGCGGAGGCAGUUCCUGAGGGAGCACGCAGCCCCCUUCUCUGCCUUCCUCACCGACAGCUUCGGCCGGCAACACAGCUACCUGCGGAUCUCCCUCACGGAGAAGUGCAACCUCCGAUGUCAAUACUGCAUGCCCGAGGAAGGUGUCCCGCUGACCCCCAAGGCUGACUUGCUGACCACGGAGGAGAUUCUGACCCUUGCACGGCUCUUUGUGAAAGAAGGUGUAGACAAGAUCCGGCUCACGGGUGGAGAACCGCUCAUCCGGCCAGACGUGGUGGACAUUGUGGCCCAGCUCCACCAGCUGGAAGGACUGAGGACCAUCGGCGUCACCACCAAUGGCAUCAACCUAGCCCGGCUGCUCCCUCGGCUUCAGAAAGCUGGUCUCAGUGCCAUCAACAUCAGCCUGGACACGCUGGUGCCAGCCAAGUUUGAGUUCAUCGUCCGCAGGAAAGGUUUCCACAAGGUCAUGGAGGGCAUCCACAAGGCCAUCGAGCUGGGCUACAACCCUGUGAAGGUGAACUGUGUGGUGAUGCGAGGCCUGAACGAGGACGAGCUCUUGAACUUUGUGGCCUUGACCGAGGGCCUCCCCCUGGACGUGCGCUUCAUAGAGUACAUGCCCUUUGAUGGCAACAAGUGGAACUUCAGGAAGAUGGUCAGCUACAAGGAGAUGCUGGACACCCUCCGGCAGCAGUGGCCGGAGCUGGAGCAGCUGCCGGAGGAAGAAUCCAGCACAGCCAAGGCCUUUAAAAUCCCUGGCUUCCGAGGCCAGGUCAGCUUCAUCACGUCCAUGUCUGAGCAUUUCUGUGGGACCUGCAACCGGCUGCGAAUCACAGCUGACGGCAACCUCAAGGUCUGCCUCUUUGGGAACUCGGAAGUCUCUCUACGGGAUCACCUGCGGGCCGGGGCCUCUGAAGAGGAGCUGCUGAGAAUCAUCGGGGCUGCCGUGGGCAGGAAGAAGCGGCAGCAUGCAGGCAUGUUCAGUAUUUCCCAGAUGAAGAACCGGCCCAUGAUCCUCAUCGAGUUAUUUUUGAUGCGCCAAGAUUCCCCGCCAGCCCUUCUGAGCUUUUCUUCCUGGGACCCUCUCCGUGUUCAGGGUCUGAGACACAGAAUGAGUUUCUCCAACCAGGUGGCAACUUUGUGGAAAGGAUGCUGGGUCCCCCAGACCCCUCCCCUUGCCCAGUGGUGGCUGGGGUCUGGCUCCCCUCAGAGACACUACAGUUCCCACCUAGACUCAGAUACCAACCCAAAGUGCCUUAGCCCGGUGUCCCCGGCUCCUGCUGCCCACUCAGGACCCCUGCCAACCUCGGACCAGCUAACCCACGUGGACACUGAAGGACGGGCAGCUAUGGUGGAUGUGGGCCAGAAGCCAGACACAGAGCGGGUGGCUGUGGCCUCAGCCGUGGUCCUCCUGGGGCCCGUGGCCUUCAAGCUCGUCCAAGAAAACCAGCUAAAGAAGGGAGAUGCCUUGGUGGUAGCCCAGCUGGCUGGUAUCCAGGCGGCCAAGCUGACCAGCCAGCUGAUUCCUCUGUGCCACCAUGUGGCCCUGAGCCACAUCCAGGUGCGGCUGGAGCUGGACAGCACGCGCCAUGCCGUGGUGAUCCAGGCGUCUUGCCGGGCUUGGGGCCCCACUGGGGUGGAGAUGGAGGCCCUGACCUCAGCUGCUGUGGCUGCCCUCACCCUGUAUGACAUGUGCAAGGCCGUCAGCAGGGACAUCGUGUUGGGGGAGAUCAAGCUCAUUAGCAAGACUGGGGGUCAGCGGGGGGACUUCCAUCGGACUUAGAGCUCCUGCCCCGCUCUCGCCCAUGGCCCAGCUGGAUCACGCGAUGGGAUCCAAUUUGGGCCAACUGACAGAUGUCAAGUUCCUUUAACUCCGUCACUGUUUACCUUCACCAGUAGGAACCCAAGGUCGGCCCACUGCCUACUGCUGGAUGAGCUAUAAACCUGUGGGGUUCCCUUUAUUCAGAGAGGAAACAGCGGGCCCUCAGCCUUCCUGGACACGAAGGUCACAGGAGGGGGUCACAGCAAGCAAUGCUAGAUAACCAAAAGGCCACAUCGUGUUAUCUGUGGACUAUUUCAGACAACACGUUUCAGAUGAUCCAGCCCAUAACUUCCACUUCUCAUGGUGGGUUUUCUCUUCUCCUACUUCCCUGGGGAGAGAAUAAGGGCUCAUUAAGCAGAGGAACCCACUUUGAGGAGGGACAAGCACAGCUUGCAUUAGAACGUGUCACGACUUCUCCUUGGCAGCCUUGCCUCCCCAAGUCUGGAGCCACAGCCCGCCUCGCUGUCCCGCUCCACCAUCCCUCCUUUGAAAGAGCCAGUUACCCGCUCCUUUCGCCUGAGCCCACGUCCCACUGAACUUGCAGGCUCUCGCUUAACAAUUGCCCCAUACUGCCGGCUCCCUCCUCUCAAACAGGACAUACACUUGGGCCGCAGCCCUGAGGAUGCCUGACCAACCACACAUCCCACACCUGGCCCCGUGCACUGCCGUCCCAUCCACUACCCACACCCCUUUAUUCUAGAACAUAUCAGGGAAAAAAGAGUUGAAGGUUGCCUUCACCCUCACAGCACACAAAUAAAGCCACGAUGUCAACUUUGGA
This is a messenger RNA of Ceratotherium simum simum (southern white rhinoceros), 2801 nucleotides long. RefSeq names its product molybdenum cofactor synthesis 1 (gene MOCS1). NCBI's taxonomy places the organism in Eukaryota, Metazoa, Chordata, Mammalia, Perissodactyla, Rhinocerotidae. The record is from RefSeq and is a predicted model, not a curated record. Gene Ontology annotation, biological process: Mo-molybdopterin cofactor biosynthetic process. Gene Ontology annotation, molecular function: GTP 3',8'-cyclase activity; metal ion binding; cyclic pyranopterin monophosphate synthase activity.